AGAAAUCUCGGCGAAAAUGGCUGGGGCAAUUAUAGAAAACAUGAGCACCAAAAAGCUGUGCAUUGUCGGAGGGAUCCUGCUGGUUUUCCAAGUCAUCGCCUUUCUGGUGGGAGGUCUCAUCGCUCCCAGUCCCACCACAGCUGUUCCGUACAUGUCAGUGAAGUGCAUUGAUGUCAGAAAAAACCACCACAAAACCAAGUGGCUGAUGCCCUGGGGACCUAACCACUGCGAGAAGAUCAAAGACUUCGACGAAGCCAUGAGCAGGCAGAUAGAGGCCAAUGACAUCGUGUUUGCUGUUCACAUUCCUCUUCCUAGCAAGGAGAUGAGCCCCUGGUUCCAGUUCAUGCUUUUCAUCAUGCAGCUGGACAUCGCAUUCAAGAUGGACAACGACCUAA
This is a messenger RNA of Tinamus guttatus (white-throated tinamou), 395 nucleotides long. The record is from RefSeq and is a predicted model, not a curated record. Lineage: Eukaryota; Metazoa; Chordata; Aves; Tinamiformes; Tinamidae.